This is a messenger RNA of Rhagoletis zephyria (snowberry fruit fly), 4005 nucleotides long. NCBI's taxonomy places the organism in Eukaryota, Metazoa, Arthropoda, Insecta, Diptera, Tephritidae. The record is from RefSeq and is a predicted model, not a curated record.
AUGCUGACCAAGUUCGAGAGCAAGUCGAGCCGCGUGAAGGGCCUCGCCUUUCACCCGAAGCGGCCCUGGAUCCUCACCUCGCUCCACUCGGGGGUGAUUCAGCUGUGGGACUACCGCGUCGGCACGCUGAUCGACAAGUUCGACGAGCACGACGGCCCGGUGCGCAGCGUGGACUUUCACGCGCAGCAGCCGCUCUUUGUCAGCGGCGGAGACGACUACAAGAUCAAGGUCUGGAACUACAAGACCCGCCGGUGCAUCUUCACCCUGCUCGGCCAUCUCGACUACGUCCGUGUGGUGAAGUUCCACCACGAGUACCCGUGGAUUCUCAGCUGCUCCGACGACCAGACGAUUCGCAUCUGGAACUGGCAGUCGCGCACCAGCAUCAGCAUCCUCACCGGACACAACCACUACGUGAUGUGCGCCCAGUUUCACCCCACCGAGGACCUGGUCGUUUCCGCCUCGCUCGACCAGACGGUGCGCGUCUGGGACAUCAGCGGCCUGCGCAAGAAGAACGUCGCCCCGGGGCCGGGCGGCAUCACCGACGACCACCUGAAGAACCCGCACUCCUCGGACCUCUUCGGCAGCUCGGACGUCUACGUGAAGCACGUCCUGGAGGGCCACGACCGGGGCGUGAACUGGGCCGCUUUUCACCCCACCAUGCCGCUGGUGGUCUCUGGCGCCGACGACCGCCUCAUCAAGCUCUGGCGGAUGAACGAGUCGAAGGCCUGGGAGGUGGACAGCUGCCGGGGGCACUACAACAACGUCAGCAGCGUCCUCUUCCACCCCAAGCAGGACCUGAUCAUCUCCAACUCGGAGGACAAGAGCCUGCGCGUCUGGGACCUGACGAAGCGGACGCCGCUGAACACCUUUCGCCGGGAGCACGAGCGCUUUUGGAUUCUGGGGGCCCACCCGACGCAGAACCUCUUUGCGGCGGGCCACGACGGCGGCGUGGUCGUCUUCAAGCUGGAGCGGGAGCGCCCAGCCUUUACCGUCCACGCCAACGGCGUCUACUACGUGAAGGAGCACUACCUCCGGCGGCUGGACCUGGCCACCUCGAAGGACGCCCCGGUGGUGCAGCUGCGCAAUCGGGGGCGCAUUCCGCCGCACUCGAUCGCCUACAAUCCGGCGGCGAAUGCGAUGCUAGUGACCAGUCGGGCACCGAACUCGGAGAACUCCAUCUACGAGCUGUACCAGCUGCCGAAGGGAGGUGGUGGUGGUGGGGCUGAUGAGGCUGCGGCCGCCAGCACCGGCCCCGCCGACUCGAAGCGCGGCGCCGGCCUGACCGCUCUGUGGAUCGCCCGCGACCGCUUCGCCGUCCUCGACCGCGCCCACAAUGUGCACAUCAAGUCUCUGAAGAAUGAGGUGCUGAAGACGCUGACGCUGAGCGGGCCGGGCGCUGCUGGGCGAACCUCUGCCUCAUCGACCUCCUCCGUGGUCGACGAGAUCUUCUACGCGGGCACCGGGAUGCUGCUGCUGCGCGACGCUGACGGCCUCGCCCUCUACGACGUGCAGCAGGGCCGCGAGCUCGCCUCGGUGGCCGUGCCCAAGGUGAAGGCGGCGGUGUGGAACGCCGACCUCACCUCGGUCUGCCUGCUCAGUAAGCACCAGCUGACGGUGUGCAACCGCCGCCUGGAGGUGACCGCCACCAUCACCGAGACGGCGAAGAUCAAGUCGGGCGCCUGGGACGAGGCGGGCGGCGUCUUCAUCUACACCACCUCGAAUCACAUCAAGUACGCGCUGACCAACGGCGACUACGGGAUCAUUCGCACGCUGGACCUUCCGAUCUACAUUGUCCGGGUGAAGGAGGGCGCCGGCGUCUUCUGCCUGGACCGCGAGGUGAAGCCGAAGCUACUGGCCAUCGACAGCACCGAGUACCGCUUCAAGUUGGCGCUGGUGAAUCGGAAGUACGACGAGGUGCUGCGCAUGGUGCGCACCGCUCAGCUUCCGGUCGGCCAGUCGCUCAUUGCCUACCUGCAGAAGAAGGGCUACCCCGAGGUGGCGCUGCACUUUGUGAAGGACGAGAAGACCCGUUUUGCCCUGGCCCUCGAGUGCGGCAACAUCGAGGUGGGCCUGGAGGCGGCCCGCGCACUGGAUGACAAGGCCUGCUGGGAGCGGCUGGCGGAGGCGGCGCUGCUGCAGGGCAACCAUCAGGUGGUGGAGAUGGCCUACCAGCGGACCAAGAACUACGACAAGCUGAGCUUCCUCUACCUGGUGACGGGCAACCUGGAGAAGCUGCGGAAGAUGAUGCGCAUCGCGGAGAUUCGCAAGGACACCAGCGCCCAGUUUCAGGCCGCCCUCUACCUGGGCGACGUCGAGGAGCGCGUGCGCAUUCUGAAGGCCAACGCCCAGCCCUCGCUCGCCUACCUCUGCGCGCGGACGCACGGCCUGGAGGCGGAGGCGGAGGAGCUGAAGAAGGGGGCGGAGCUUGGGGGAGAAGCUUCGGAGAAGCUCCGCCUACCUGAGCCGGACCCGAAUGCGGUGCUGCUGCUGCCGCCGAAGCCGGUGCUCGGUGGAGGCUCCGGAGCUGGUGAUGAGAACUGGCCACUGCUCACCGUCAGCCGGGGCUUCUUUGAGGGGGCGAUGGCGGCGACGAUGGCCGCCGCCGCCGGAAAGUCGGUCAUUGGCGGAGGUGGUGGCAAAUCGGCUGCUGCUGGAGAAGGUGUUGCUUCCAGUCUGAUGAUGGCCGUCGCCGAUGAUGACGAUGAAGAAGGAGCUGGUGGAGCAGGCGGCUGCGGUGCUGCCUGGGGCGACGACGGCGAGCUGAACCUGGGCGCCGAUGGAGAGCUGCUCGCCGGGGGAGGAGAAGACGACGACGAUGAUCUGCUGAUGCAGGACGCCAUCGGUGAUGAUGAUGAUGAAGGCGGAGAAGGUGGUGGUGCCGGCUGGGACACCGAGGACCUGGACAUUCAAGACCUGCCGGCGGCGCCUGCUGGUGCCGGUGGUGGUGGUGGAGCUGGUGGCGCCGAGGCGUACUUUGUGGCGCCCAGCCGCGGUACGCCGCACGGCCACUACUGGACACGAAACUCGAAGCUGGUGGUGGACCACGUGCUGGCGGGCUCCUUUGAGAGCGCCUGCCGACUGCUCAAUGAACAGGUGGGCGUCAUCAACUUUGCCCCCCUGAAGCCGCUCUUCCUGGCCACCUAUGGGCGUUCCCGGGCCGCCUACCAGUCUCUCUCCACCCUCCCACCGCUCUUUACCCACCCCCAGCGGAACCCCGCCGAGGAGUUCACCCGCGGCCUGCCCGCCCUCUCCCUUACCCUGCCGGAGCUGAUUGGCGCCCGCCUGCAGGCCGCCUACCAGCUGACCACGGUGGGCCGCUUUGCCGACGCCGUGGAGCGCUUUCGGGCGCUGCUGCACGCCACGCUGCUGCUCAGUGUGGAGGGCAAGCAGGAGCUGAUGGAGGCGAGGCAGCUGCAGGAGGUGGCCCGCGAGUACAUUCUCGGCCUGGUGAUGGAGAUUGACCGGAAGGCGCUGCCCAAGGAGGAGGCGGCGAGUGGAACUUCAGCAUCAUCAUCGAGUGCGAAACGGAGCGCCGAGCUGGCCGCCUACUUCACCCACAUGCGCCUGCAGCCGGUGCACCUGAUGCUGACGCUGAGGACGGCGAUGAACCUGCUCUUCAAGCUGAAGAACUACCGCACCGCCGCCUCCAUGGCCCGCCGCCUGCUGGAGCUGGGGCCGAAACCGGACGUGGCCACCAAGACGCGCCAGGUGCUGCACGCCUGCGAGAAGGCGGUCAAGGCGGCGGAGGAGAGCGGAGGAGGUGCCGGUGGACCUUCUGCUGCUGGAGACCACGACCCAAUUGACUACUCGGAGCACAACCCCUUCACGGUCUGUGCGGCCAGCUACCGGCCGAUCUACCGCGGCAAGCCCGAGCUGAAGUGCCCCCUCUGCGGCGCCAGCUACCUGCCCGAGCACGGCGGCUCCGUCUGUCGGGUGUGCCUGUUGGCCGAGGUGGGCAAGGAGGAGGUGGUCGGCCUGCGCAUCAGUGCAUCGCAGUUUCGCUGA